Papaver somniferum (opium poppy) is the source of this 1737-nucleotide messenger RNA. Its product is annotated as DDB1- and CUL4-associated factor 13-like. Gene Ontology annotation, cellular component: small-subunit processome; nucleolus. The transcript is spliced from 17 exons. Gene Ontology annotation, molecular function: protein binding. Bases 171 to 1529 code for a protein of 452 amino acids. Lineage: Eukaryota; Viridiplantae; Streptophyta; Magnoliopsida; Ranunculales; Papaveraceae. Gene Ontology annotation, biological process: maturation of SSU-rRNA from tricistronic rRNA transcript (SSU-rRNA, 5.8S rRNA, LSU-rRNA). The record is from RefSeq and is a predicted model, not a curated record.
GUCAGAAAACUGCUUAGAGUCGGAACCAAAAAAGUUUAGAACUCUCUCUCUCUCUUCUACCUCCUGGAGGUUUAUACUAGGGGUUUUAGGGUUCUGCACCGACAAUUCUGUUUGAUUUUGAUUUUCUUCAGAAACAAACUGCAGCAGCAAUCCUAUACCAACGGAGAAAAAUGAAAGUCAAGUGCAUAUCUCGUGCUGAAGAGGAUUUUACUCGCGAACGCAGUCAAGAUCUUCAGCGAGUUUUCCAUAACUUCAAUCCGAUUUUGCGACCACUAGAAAGAGCUGUUGAAUAUCAACGGGCUGUAAAUGCUGUCAAAUUGGACAAGAUAUUUGCCAGACCUUUCAUUGGAGCUAUGGAUGGGCAUAUCGACGCUGUCUCAUGUAUGGCAAAGAACCCUAAUCACCUAAAAGGAAUUUUUUCGGGCUCCAUGGAUGGAGAUAUUCGCCUUUGGGAUAUUGCCACCAGACGGACAAUUUGCCGGUUCCCUGGACAUCAGGGUGCUGUCCGGGGUUUGUCAGCUUCUACUGAUGGACGUGUUCUUGUUUCUUGUGGAACUGAUUGCACGGUGAGGCUUUGGAAUGUUCCAGACUCAAGUGUUAUUAAUAUGGAUGAAUCAUCCGAUGGUACUACUGAGCCGCUGGCCAUUUAUGUAUGGAAGAAUGCUUUCUGGGCGGUUGAUCACCAGUGGGAUGGUGAUCAAUUUGCAACAGCUGGUGCUCAAGUUGAUAUAUGGGAUCACAAUAGGUCAGAGCCAAUAAGGAGUUUCGAGUGGGGGAAGGAUACUGUUAUAUCUCUUCGAUUUAAUCCUGGUGAACCAAAUAUUUUAGCCACAUCUAGCAGUGAUCGCAGCAUUACCUUAUAUGACUUGCGGUUGUCAACUCCAGUGAGGAAGCUGAUCAUGAAGACAAAGACUAAUGCUCUCUGCUGGAACCCAAUGGAGCCGAUGAACUUCACAGCUGCAAAUGAGGAUUGCAAUUGCUACAGUUAUGAUGCUAGAAAACUGGAGGAGGCCAAGAAUGUGCACAAGGAUCAUGUUUCCGCAGUGAUGGACAUUGAUUACUCACCUACUGGUCGGGAGUUUGUUACCGGCUCUUAUGAUAGAACUAUAAGAAUCUUCCCAUAUAAUGGUGGCCAUAGCCGGGAAAUCUACCACACUAAGAGGAUGCAAAGGGUAUUUUGUGUGAAAUUCACCUGCGACGCCACUUAUGUCGUUUCUGGGAGUGAUGAUACUAAUCUGCGGGUAUGGAAAGCUAAAGCAUCAGAACAAUUGGGAGUGAUCGUUCCUAGGGAGCGUAAAAAGCACGAAUAUAAUGAGGCUCUGAAGAAAAGAUACGGAAACCUUCCUGAGAUUAAGCGCAUCAAUAGGCAUAGACACUUGCCUAAAGCAAUAUACAAGGCGCGCAGUCUAAGGCUCACAAUAACUAAUGCAGCUAAGAAGAAAGAUGAUAGGAGAAGAGAUCACAGUGCCCCAGGAAGUAUGCCAAUACAGUCACAGCGCAAAAAGAGAAUCAUCAAAGAAGUUGAGUAAUUCUCAUAAUCUAUCACAAUCAAAGAAGAUUAUAAGUGUUAACACUUCCUCCCUUGCACUAAUUUUGGUAGAUUAUAUUAAUGUAUUGCUCGCAUUCUCUUUUGUAAUCAUAAACCCACUUGCAGCACUUAUGAUAUUCUUGUAACUUACUGUAACUUUUGUACCUGAUUGCGAAAAGUUUAUUUAAGUUAAAGAAAAGCUUGAUGUA